CCAACGGUUCCCAGUUAUGCCAAUGACCACCACCUCGAUCGCAAGCGAUUAGUCGCUGCAGCCAGAUGUGUACUCCGCAGACGCAGCGAAGGGCCAAGAACGCCUGGAACGGGUGGUUGGAUGAACGAGACCUGGCGCCUGGCGAGGUCAUUUCCAACUGGUUGAAAAGACAUACGCAGCGGGGUCUUGCCUUGGCUGCUGAGUACGCCAAGGCGGGCUACGACAAGGCCCUGGAGCGUGCGGACCAGGCCUGGGCAGCGCGCUCCUUGCUGGACAGCGGCAGCCCGGCGCAGGAGGCGAUUGAUGUGAAGCAGCAGUGCGACAAGGCCGUGGCGGCCGAUGCCGCGUUGCUGCAGAUGUUGAAGGAGCUCUCCACGCAGUACGCGGAGGAGGCCAAAUUUCCCAAAGAUGCGGACAGUGGCAAGGCCGUGGCUCUGUGGGCCUCGCGAUAUGGGCGAGCUGCCGAGAUGCUGACAGUGCCUUCCGCAACACCUGCGACGCCGCAGCGCUCGGCAGUGGAGCAGGAUGCCAUGACGCUGCAGCAGCUGAGGCAAGCACAAGCGCACAUGACCAAUAAACUCCUGGGCACAACACCGUUGCCCGCCGGAGCCGCAGGAACCGGCUAUGCUGGCGCCACGUCGUCGAGGUCGAGCGCCUCAAGCGCCUCCAAGGCCAAGGCCCAGGAGCGUGUGGAAGAACUCCUCCAGAAACUCUUCGAUCUUCACGAUUUGAAGGCCAAUGGUGUUCUCGAAGAGGAGGAACUCAUUAAAAUGAAUGAGAAGGU
This is a messenger RNA of Cladocopium goreaui, 784 nucleotides long. The record is from the annotation of a GenBank genome assembly. NCBI's taxonomy places the organism in Eukaryota, Dinophyceae, Suessiales, Symbiodiniaceae.